CUCAUCCCAGAUUUUCCUCUUACCUUGCUUGCUACUACUUUGCAGACCGUUUGCGUUCGCGCAACUGAGAGAGUGAGAGUGAGAGCGAAAGAGACAAUAUGGCUUCAGUAGCCUCAUGCUCGUCCAUGGUCAUGGCGAUAUGGACGUCGUUGAGUCGAUGUAUCCAGAGGAGGUUCUUCCGCGUUUUUGCAAUCUGUUUUAUCUUGUUUCUCGGCGUUACUCUUCACCUUACUCAUGAUACCCAACGACCUCACCACGAGCCGUUCAAGGCCCCGAUCACGAAGCCUAUCGUUCAUGGCAACCCGGUAGACGGGCUGCCAGAGCCCUCAUACGAACUCAACCCCUUCCCUUAUUCUCCUCAACAAACAGAGGCCAACGGCACCGAUGAAAAUGAGCUACCGAAACCCUGGCUGGCGGCAGUCAUCUCUACAGCAUCAGAUGUUGAGCGUCGGAUGCUUAUUAGAUCCACGUGGAUGAAGAUCUUUGGCGAUGUUCCAUUUGAUGGACGCUUUGUGGUAUCAAAUCCUGGACCGCAGUGGAUGGAGGUGGUGGCCAACGAGAACCGCACCUUUGGGGAUAUGAUUGUGCUCGACAACAUCACCGAGGACGACAUCACCGCCAACACCAUCAAGACCCUCGAGUUUUACAAGUGGCUCGUCGACCACGAUGUACAGUACGAAUUUGUGUCAAAGAUGGACACCGAUCUGUGGCUCAACACACGAGGGUUCUGGGAUCGUUUCCUGUCACCGCGGCUUACGACUGACAGCGUCACUGGGCUCGUGAAGAGUACGGUCCGGAAGACUGUUAUCGGAGAGCUCUAUUACUCCAAGUAUUGGGAUCUCGUCUUCCCGCAUGGCGCCAUGUACACCGUUACUUGGGACAUGGUGAAGUUGCUUGCGGACCUCCAAAACAAGCACCGCGUGGUGACGGGUGAAGACAUGGCCAUAGCAACCCUCAUGCUCAAGGGGCACGAAAAGGCCAACUUUGUCAACUUCAGGGGCUCAGAAAAGUUCGACUACGAUGACAAAGACGCACGGCACGACGGCACGGCGUGGGCUAGGAGGAAGACACACCCGGAUGCCAUCCAGCACGCGUUGGUCGGCGACGAAGCCAUUGCAGUUCAUCAACUCAAGGAUGAGAGCUUGUGGUUCAAGGUGGCGGACUGCUUCGACGAGCAGGGUAUCAAGGACGCGCCGCCGGCGUAUCAUUCCGGCCCGGAGACGCAGCGGCCCAUUUCGAUGAAGUGGGAUGACUUUUGGUUUUGGAUGGGUGUUUCGGACCGCUACGACGCUAGAUUCGACAGGAUACCAGACUUCUUGUGGACAAGAGCAGAUGGGCAUUGGAUAUGCGACGGUAUAUGGGACUUGGGGGAGACAAAAACGGGAUACACAGAGAAGGAAAAUACCUUAUGACAGGGUGC
This is a messenger RNA of Colletotrichum phormii, 1420 nucleotides long. RefSeq lists its product as uncharacterized. The transcript has a single exon. Gene Ontology annotation, molecular function: hexosyltransferase activity. Lineage: Eukaryota; Fungi; Ascomycota; Sordariomycetes; Glomerellales; Glomerellaceae. Bases 99 to 1412 code for a protein of 437 amino acids. The record is from RefSeq and is a predicted model, not a curated record. Gene Ontology annotation, cellular component: Golgi membrane.